This is a messenger RNA of Drosophila eugracilis, 1313 nucleotides long. RefSeq names its product transmembrane protein 35A. Gene Ontology annotation, biological process: chaperone-mediated protein complex assembly; positive regulation of protein localization to cell surface. Lineage: Eukaryota; Metazoa; Arthropoda; Insecta; Diptera; Drosophilidae. Gene Ontology annotation, cellular component: endoplasmic reticulum. The coding region runs from base 457 to 939 and encodes 160 amino acids. The transcript is spliced from 3 exons. The record is from RefSeq and is a predicted model, not a curated record.
GAUUCGGGCAGAGCACUGGGCAUGUGAGCAUAUAUUGAUUUUCCGCCAUUCCGUUUGGGAUGCUGCCGAAAUAAACUUUGCAACUGGUCUGAAUCUCAAUCUGAAUUAGUCUCUUUUCAAACGCGAAACUGAAAGCGGAAAGACGCCGAGUGAAAAUGAAAUAUAUAGAAGGGAAGACCGCGGACUAAGAAUUCAUAAAAUUAUACAUACCGCGCAGCGAUUUGAAAACAUUCGGAUUGUGUGCUUCAAUUUGUUGGUGGUCGCGUACUUUUCCGCACCGUCCGAAUCGGCACGAAAAGCUGCGAGAUUGGUCUAAAAUUAGCGACCGGUGUGUUUUGGUAGAGUGUUGUAUUGGUUAGGGGGUCCCAGUGAACUCCGGCCCCUUCGAACCCCCAGCGGCACUCUUGGGAUAUAUAGUUUAUACACACACGAGUGUUUACCCAUAAAUCGGUCAAGAUGCCUCCUGCAUCCAACACGAUCGUGCUGAAAAGCCUCUCGGUCCUGCUAGGCCUGUUUUUUAUCUUCGUAGGCACCCUCAAGCUGACGCCGCACAUCAGCAAGGAUCUGUACAAGGACCUGCGCACAGAAUACGUGAAGUAUGCUAAGGUAUUUCCGCUGACUGCCCUUUUCGGAGUAAAGAUCCCCUCGAAAUGGUACCGCCGCACCGUUGGCAUCCUGGAGAUCGUCUGCGGUCUUGCCAUGGCUCUGAUUCCCUAUCAUAAAGUCAAGAAUGCGGCCAACAUUACGCUGCUGGUGCUGAUGUUGCUGGGCAUCUACCAGCACUGGAUGGUAAGUGAUCCCUUCGAGCGUUCAGGACCGGCGCUCGUGUUCACUUUCAUGCUGGGCGGCCGCCUGGUGGUCUGGUAUCAGACUGCCCGACUCCAGGACGAGGCCUCAACGACCACGCAGCCUCCUGCGAACGGAGUCAAGCAGGAUUAGGCGCCUGCUCCAAAGGCAUCACUUACUCAUAGUCAUUCACUGAUCCAGCUUUGUUUUAGCACCUUCAGUUGGGUUCGAAAGCGAUUGGCGCGCCUAUAUUUGGGUCAAAAAAUCAUUCACAUCAUUCUAGCAAAUCGAAAUUCAUGUUUUCACUUUGGUGCCAAAUAAUUAUCGUAUACAAAACUAAUAUAUUGUAUGUAAUGGCGAGAGAUAUUAACUAAAAUUGUAGAGCCGCGGCAUAAAGACACGACCACAACAAAACACAAUUGUAAUCAAAUCCUUUUCCUAACGGGCACUUAGUCGAAACCAUCUAAAAUACGACUUUUAGAAACAAUUUUAAUAAAUUUGAACAACUCAUACACAUAUAAAAUUAA